Molecule: messenger RNA, 2053 nt
Organism: Carassius carassius (crucian carp)
Lineage: Eukaryota; Metazoa; Chordata; Actinopteri; Cypriniformes; Cyprinidae
Exons: 2
Coding region: 7-1467 (486 amino acids)
Biological process (GO): homophilic cell-cell adhesion
Molecular function (GO): calcium ion binding
Source: RefSeq, a predicted model, not a curated record
CCUCAGAUGAAAAUCCCACCAAAUGAAUGUCUCAAUAAAAUAAAAUUAUGCCAAGAACCUUUAAGAAUGGUGGCAGCAAACUCUAAUAUCCCAGCAGAUGAAAUUCCGGUCCCCUGGUCAAACCAUGCUGUAAAUAACAAUUAUAACAUUAUGCAGACGAGUGCAUUUGGAGGCUUUUACAAUGACAUGAAAAUGGUAAACUCUGCAAGGUGGCAAGAAGAACAAGUCUCGCUUGAUGCAUUCCUAAAAAAAUACCUUGAACAUAAUUCCAUGUUUAUAUCAGAGAAUGAUUCACCAAAGGAAGGACUGAAGCAUUAUGAUUAUGAGGGUGAAGGAUCUGUUACCGGUUCCAUUGAGAGCUGCAGCUUCAUCGAGUCUAAUGAUGAUCUGGAGUUUAUGAACAAAUUGGGUUCAAAGUUCAACACCUUGGCUGAGGUGUGUGGAUUCAGACAGACUGACCCAAAAGUUAUUGUUAAUACUGGUGAGAUAACACCAAAUGCAGCUGCAUCUUCAAGUCACAUGACCAACAUCGUUCAGCCCAGUCCCGAGGAGAUACCUGUUAAAUCCCCACUUGUCCAACCUGAACCUAAUCAGGGGACUGUCAUACAGGAGCCUAUGUACUAUGUAUUCAACCAGCCAAUGGCAAGCAAUGUUUUGCUGUCAGAGAAUGGGCUUGGCCAAGGUGUGUACAUAAUUAAUGGAACUUCAGAAGCUGGGAGAUUUCUGACUCAAGGUAACGGCCAUACACUUGAACAUUUUGGUAGUGGACAACAGGCUGUUCUAUCAAACAACAUUAUUGGUGAUUCAGUAUUGUACUCACAUAUUGGACCUCAAAAUCCAGUCAUGACUACCACAGGUUUAGGAGAAGUUAAUCCUGCUGCAAUUCAAAACCUUGCACCAACUUCAAACCUUGUAGUAAUGCCACAGCAACAACUAGAUAGAAUUGUUUCACUGCAGAUGUUAAGAGAGAACGGGCAGGGCAGAGUAAAAAGCCAGCUAUUAGUAAGUGGUCCUUACCCGAGUGCUUCAAAAGAAGGUGUAGAUAGUAGACUGCUGGUUAGUGGUCAUUCUAUUCUAGAGGCUCCUGUUAGUGGAGGUAAUUUACUGGCUGCAGGCCCAGGUCAGUAUCCUAUGUCUAUGAAUGCAGGAACUCCAAACCUAGUGGGACUGCCUCAAGUUCAAACUGGACAGAUAAAUAACAGUCAGCUAUUAGUAAAUGGUGUUCAGAACAUUGUAUCAGGGAAAGGUGGACAGAUCAGACAAUUGGUUAGUGGUCCCACAAUUCUAGAGGGUUCAAGUCAGCUUCCACUUGCCAUGAGUUCAGGAGUACUUAGUCCAGUGGAACUUCCACAGGCAGCAAACAGACAGUUAUUCCGUUCUACAGUGUCCAGAGUUCUGACUUCAAUGGUUAUGAUGCCAAAAUCCAAAGGACAUGCAACAAAUGGGCAGUGGAACAUUGAGCAGUGAUCUAAUUUUUGGUCUAGUGGCAUUAAUACCUCUUUAAUUCUCAGGAUGGGAUUGUCCGCAGGGAAAAACAUAAACUAUUUUAAACAUUAGCUGAAUUAGAAGUAUUUAGUAUUAAAAUGACAACAAUAAGUGAGUAUGAGCAUUUUUAAGAAUUGUAAAAUUUUCAAUAUUAUUUGGCCUGGGUGGUCUGUACCUAUUUCAAGGCCAAUAUUUUUAAAGAUAAAUAACUUGAUUAACAAUACAUAUUUAAUGUAUUCUAAAGCUCUUAUUUUCUGUAAAUCCUGUAAUCAAAUAUUAUUAUAUUUAUUAUAAAGGUGAUUAAUUUAAAAUGAGUGUUGAUUAUUAUUAGUCGGUUCAGUCACACGAUUCCAUGGACUUACAUUAUAUUUGCAUUACUGUGAACAACAGGGAGGAGUCGAUGUUAUGUCCUCUGGAAUUCAUACCACAGUUACUACUACUUAACAUUUCUUUCAAUAUUUCAAAAUGUGGUUUCUCUUGGGAUUUUUGUCAUUAGUGAAGGUAUGACUGUGGGCUACUACUCUGUGAUUAAAAACUUAAUGUAAUGUUAAGUUGUUUGUAAGAUGGU